CGUCAAGCGGCGGUCGGCCAGUGAAGAGUUAAAAGGAGGAGACGCGGACUGACACGCCUCAUCGGAGAGAUGAUGUGCGGCCAACAAAACGCGCGUGUCGCCCCGCGAGUCUUCCACAGCCCUGGAACACGUCGUCUCGUGCGCGAGCGCCACGAGGCCGGAGCCGGACGGGUCCUGGUUCUCGUACACUGAGGAAGCCCCGCAACCUUCCCCUCUCGCUUUUUUGACUGCUUUUUCUUCGUUCGUAUUCGUCGGUUUUUGUGGCUCCAGGUUGUGGAUUACUUGGUUCCGAUUCUGCACAAGAGAGGCCGGCCAUGGAGGAGUCGAGCUCGCACCACAAGGCGCAGCUGUGGGACGGCGACGCCAAGGCGGUGCAACAGUGUCUGACGGACAUCUUCACCAGCGUCUACACCACCUGCGACGUGCCCGAGAGCGCCAUCUUCGGGCCGUGCGUGCUCAGCCACACGUCCAUGUACGACAGCAUCGCCUUCAUCGCGCUCAAGGCCACCGACAAGCGCACCGCACCCUACAUAUUCCGGGUGGACACAUCCGCGGCCAACAGCACGUCGGAGGGCCUGACGUGGCUUCGUCUGGUGCAGUCGGCCCGCGACAAGGACGAGCAGAACCUGGAGGCGUACGUGAAGAACGGCCAACUCUUCUACCGCUCGCUUAGGCGCAUCGAGAAGGACGAGGAGCUGCUGGUGUGGUACGGGAAGGACCUGGUGGAACUGCUGUUGCUCACUGCCGCCAGGGUGUCGGCCAAGAGCAAAGGUUCAUCCCACCACUCGUGCCCGGACUGCAGUCAGAGGUUCCAGUUCGAGUUCCCGUUUUUGGCGCACCUCCGCUUCCGCUGCACCAAAAGACUGCAGAGCCUGACGGGGGCGGACGAGGAGCCCAGCAGGGAGCGCAGCCCGGACCGUCCCAACGCGACGCCCACCAGGAGCAGCCCCAAGCACGGCCGCUCUGAGGGCGACGGAAGCAAACCCUCCACGGACUUUCACAACCUGGCUCGGGACAUGGAAAACAACCGGACCGGAAGCCCGCUGCGCGACAGAGAGGCAGAGGUGUGCAGCGAGAGCUCGGGUAAGAGGAAGUUCUCCGCGGUGGAGGACCGGGAGUGCCGACGACCCGGCCUGCCGCAGUCCAAGUCCAAGGAGGAGCUGGCGACGUCGGCGCAGAACUACCGGGGAGUGUACGGCUUAGAGGAGAAUCACCGGUCACUUUCCUCUUCCAGUUCCUCGGAGACCAAGUGCAGCGCCUUCACCGAAGUCAAGAAGUCGGUUCAGACUCUCAAGAACCACGGCGGCGGCAAAAGCCCGUCGGCCGCCAACUCUGAGAACAAAGACCGUCCCAGCAGCAGCCCCUCGGAGAAGCACCCGAACAUCCGGCAGGUUCUGUCAGAGACGCAGCCGCCCCAAACCCCACCCAUGGGGAGCGCCUUCACCUCGGUGAGCCAGGGAGGCAGCGGCAGCGAGAGGAAGAGCGCCUUCAGUCAACCGGCUCGAUCCACCUACUCCCAGAUCUCCCCGCUGGUGUUGCCGCCAAAGCUGCUGGACUGCCACCCUGCGGUGGGCGACACCAUCUCGUCCAGUCGUCUCUACCAGGCCGACCACCUGGCCGCCAAGCUGCAGGGCGCCGAGCUGGGCGCUAACUGCCCUGUGCCGGGCGGCGUUGCCAAGCAGAGCCCCUUUGUGUACGCUGCCGCCGCCGCAGCAGCUGCCUCUUUCUGGCCCAAGAACUCAGGCGCCGUCCAGUUGCAGAUGCCCUCGGCGCUCACACUCCUGCCGCCCUCCUUCACGUCUCUGUGCCUGCCGGCGCAGAACUGGUGCGCCAAGUGCAACGCCUCAUUCCGCAUGACUUCGGACCUGGUGUACCACAUGCGCUCGCACCACAAGAAGGAGUACGCCAUGGAGCCCCUGGUCAAGCGGCGGCGCGAGGAGAAGCUCAAAUGUCCCAUCUGUAACGAGUCCUUCCGAGAGCGCCACCACCUGUCACGUCACAUGACCUCGCACAAUUGACUUGAGGGCCCCGGACCUGGCGCUGGGGGAGCUGUCAGGAAUUAGGUGGAUUAAGGGGGCCCUGCCCCUUCAGUGCCGCAAAAUAACUAAAAUCUUUAAGGUCCCCCGUCAGUCAUGUGCUCUUUGAGUAGGGGUUCUCAAACUAUAUUUUUUUUUUACGACGACAACAUUUGAUUUGAUUUCGAAAAAAUACACCCUAAGUGUGUGUGUAUGUACAUCCAGCAAAUACUCUUUGUAAGCUUCUCUUACUAACAACACAGGCUAAACCGAGCUCCUACCAGACAUACAAGGCUUAUCUAUCAAUUGAAAUGUAUUACUUCAAUAUACUUCUUUGGAGCAAUUACCGCACUACUUUUUUUUUUUUUUUUUUUUUUUUUUACAUAGACAGGUCUUCAGUUCUAUAUUGUGGCAUCUUGGGUUGUUUCAAAAAUAGCAACAACAAAAAAAAAAAAAUAGUGACUAGACGAAUGCGGAAAUUGCUGUGUCUUUUCAGUAAUGGCUUCUUGAGACUUUUCGGUGGGUCUACUCAUGCGACACUCCUGCAAAAGUUCAUGUUACUAAGUAUAACUGGCUUCUGUGGCUGAAUUUUGGAAGACUCUCUCGGCGGAGUUUGUAUUCGAAGGACCCUUGGAAACGAUGUGGAAAAAAAAAAAAUGGCAGACUUUCUGUCUCUUUGCAAUCAUGGCUUGCGGAGACUACGGGUCGACUCAUUGUAGACAUGCUGACCAAAUUUCAUGUUGCUUAGUGAAACCUUCUCCAAGGACUGACUUUUCAAAAACUCUCUUGGAGCAUUUGUCUUAGAAGUAACCCUGAAACAGUCCAAAUGAGCCUCAAGUGGCUACUUUGAAGCAAAAUGGCAGACUUCCCGUGUCUAUUCAGUCAUGGCUUCUUGCGACUUUUUUUGUUGGGUCUACUCAUGUCUAACAAAUUUCAUGUUGCUAAAUAAAGCUGGCAUUGAGGGCUUAAUUUUCAAAAACGUUGGAAUUUGAUACAUUUUAUGUCGGGGAGGAGCCAAGUUUAGCUUGGGUCGUUAGCAGAAGCCAUUGCGGAGAAUCAAAAGUUUGAGAACCAAUGCCUUAGAAUCAUCAUCACUGACUUCGCCACCCCCCUUGUGGCGCCCCCGUCCCCUUUGCACUCCUUUUCUGGAAGGUUCCUUUUUGUGUCCAAAAAACAAAUGUCACGUUUGAAAUGAAUCUAUUUAUGAAGCACUUACCCCGUCUCAGAAGGGAAGAUGGAAAUAUGUGUAAAUGUACAGUGAGUUGUAUUUUAUAUCCUACAUGAUUAUAGACACAAUGUGUGUGAGCGAGUGCAUGCACGACUACGGGAAACCAUAUCCACUCCACAUGCAGACCGUGUGUAAAUACAAAGGGUUCUGAUUUGAAAUACAAAGUGUGACAAUGGUAUUGCUAAUAAUAAUAAUAAUAAUCAUAUUUUGUGUCUGUGUGUGUGUGUGUGUGUGUGUGUGUGUGUGUGGAGGGGGGUUGGUGUUUUCCGUUUGGGGGGAAAUUUUACUACGUACGACAGUUGAUCUAAUCAUGUUGAAUGCAUUGACAAUAAAAAUAGCUUUAUUUUCAA
Messenger RNA from Phycodurus eques (leafy seadragon), 3593 nucleotides. RefSeq names its product PR domain containing 8b (gene prdm8b). The record is from RefSeq and is a predicted model, not a curated record. The coding region runs from base 315 to 2018 and encodes 567 amino acids. Gene Ontology annotation, biological process: regulation of DNA-templated transcription. Lineage: Eukaryota; Metazoa; Chordata; Actinopteri; Syngnathiformes; Syngnathidae. Gene Ontology annotation, cellular component: nucleus. Gene Ontology annotation, molecular function: protein binding. The transcript has 4 exons.